UACUCGCCGUAUCCAUACACAUUGUUAGUAGCUAUGCGCUUACAGUCAACCACAAUUGUCCAAAUUUUUAAAAAUUUAUUCACAGCACGUUUAGUAGUCACUUCAUCACUUCUUGGCUUUAAGCAAGUUUUGAGGAUUUAGUUUAACCGUCACUUAAUUGGAAUCUGUCAGCAUGGUCAACGUACACAAAGGUGUCCUGAUAGAGUGUGACCCUGCCAUGAAGCAGUUCCUCCUCUACUUAGAUGAAACUAUGGCCUUGGGAAAGAAGUUCAUCCUCAACGACUUGGACGACACACACGUCUUCAUCUUGGCAGAGGUGGUUCAGACCCUCCAGGAAAGAGUCGGAGAAUUAAUGGACCAGAAUUCAUUCCCUAUCACACAGAAAUAACACCACCCUUUAAGGACUGUCUAUUUUUAGACUCAGGGCUCCUUGUUUUUUCUUUAAAUAGGUUUAUUUUAAAUUAUUUGCACCGGUAUAACAACUUUCUGAAAGGAAGUGCUAUCACUUGUAAAUGUGGAAAAAUACAUUUUGCUUCACAAAUGCAUUGGGAUGGAGUGCCAUUUGUACUGCCGUGGGUUCUGUUUGUUUUCAGGAAUUGUUUGAUUGUAUGUCAUCAGUUUCUUGAUUUUAUGAUUAUAUACCAGUGUUUGUGCACGUUACAGGCUGUUUCAUCAAGAUAAAACUCAUAAUGUGCAACACAUCACAGUUUGUGUUGUAUUGAAAAAUUAUAAAAGGUAGCACGUCUGAUUUCCAAGUUAAAUCAUAUUUGACCAAUUGUGAUGAUAUUAUUUAAGAUCAUGAGCAGUAUGUAAUAUAGACUUACCACUACGUCCAUGACUAUACUGAAGUUAACUGGUUUGCACUCGUCCUUGAAGUUCUAUAUGAUUAAGAAAACCAUGAUGCCUGCCAGACAAGAUGUGCUACACAAACUGUCCCAUGCAUACUCAACACAAUGGCUCUCAUUUAUCAGUCUAUCGAAAACACCGACACAGGUUUGUGUCUCAGAAAUCAUUAAGACAACAUUCAGGUGUGAUUCAUGGUCAUAUUCUGCCAGUACCAAUCAACAACCACCUGGCUUUAAUAAAUCCAGCAGCCAGAAAUAAUCACAUUAAAAUAUCACCUGUU
This is a messenger RNA of Sphaeramia orbicularis (orbiculate cardinalfish), 1126 nucleotides long. It is a transcript of the gene gtf2h5, whose product is annotated as general transcription factor IIH, polypeptide 5. Gene Ontology annotation, biological process: nucleotide-excision repair, preincision complex assembly; transcription by RNA polymerase II; transcription initiation at RNA polymerase II promoter. NCBI's taxonomy places the organism in Eukaryota, Metazoa, Chordata, Actinopteri, Kurtiformes, Apogonidae. Gene Ontology annotation, cellular component: transcription factor TFIIH core complex; transcription factor TFIIH holo complex. The record is from RefSeq and is a predicted model, not a curated record. Bases 173 to 388 code for a protein of 71 amino acids. The transcript is spliced from 3 exons.